Molecule: messenger RNA, 1930 nt
Organism: Pantherophis guttatus
Lineage: Eukaryota; Metazoa; Chordata; Lepidosauria; Squamata; Colubridae
Source: RefSeq, a predicted model, not a curated record
UUGUGUUUUAUCUAUGAUAUGCUUUAUGGAUGGAUGUGAGCUACCUAAUGACAUUGUACAAAUAGGCUAUUAUUUUGCAGUAAUUCGAUGAUGUUCCACCUCACCCUGCUCUUCUUCUUGACUGUUCAUAAAAUCAACCAGAGCCCAAGAGUGUUACCCAAUAUCACACUGGGUUACAACAUCUACGAUAACUUCCUCAAUGCCAGGAUCACCUAUGAGGUCAUGAUGGACUUGCUGUCUACAGGUCAGGAGAAUGUCCCAAACUACAGAUGUGGAAGACAAAAGAACCUGCUGGGAGUUCUUGAAGAGAUGGAUACUGAAUUCUUUGAUCACAUUUCUACUUUCUUGGGCAUCUACAAAAUUCCACAGAUCAGCUUUGGUGUUUUCAGCCAUAUACCUGAGCCAAAGCAUAAUUUUCCUUUUUUCUACCAGAUGACCCCAAAACAAGAACCUCCUAAUUCAGCAAUUGUCCAGCUGCUCCUGCAUUUCCAAUGGACAUGGAUCAGCCUCCUUUCUCAGGACAACGAAAGAGGAGAAAACUUAAAAAAACUUCAUUGGUUUCUGAGAAACUUUCAGCUUCACAACACUUCCAGAGAUGGGAUUUAUUUGGAUGAAAAUGGAAUUCCGACUGCUGACUUUGACAUCGUGAACUGGAAACCAUCUUCCAAAAAUUCUGUUCCUUGGGUGAAAGUUGGGAGUAUAGAAAGAGAAGCCUCCUCUGAAGUCAAGCUCUCCAUCAAUCAGAGUGCCAUCCUGUGGCCAAUAUCAUUUGGUCAGGUAGUGCCUUCUUCUAGAUGUACAGAAAGUUGUUACCCGGGACAUGCCAAGGUUAUGAUUGAGGGAACACCAGUUUGUUGCUAUGACUGUUCUCUGUGUAUGGAAGGAACAUUCUCUGAGAAAGAAGAUGCAGCCCAUUGUGAAAAGUGUCCCGAUGAUCAGCAUUCCAAUGAGAAGAGAGAUCAAUGUAUCCCCAAGGUUAUAACUUUCCUGUCCUAUAAAGAAAAUUUAGGUCUCAUCCUGAUUCUUUUUGCCUUUGCCUUAUCCAUAACUACUGCCUUUGUUCUGGGAAUCUUCAUUAAGUACCGAGAAACUCCCAUAGUCAAAGCCAAUAACCGGGACCUCACCUACAUACUCUUGAUCGCCCUCCUGCUUUCCUUCUUGACCUCCUUUCUAUUUAUGGGUCGACCUAAGAAAGUUACCUGUCUUCUUCGACAAACCACCUUCAGUAUUAUUUUUUCAGUUGCUGUUUCUUCAUUGCUGGCCAAGACUGUCAUGGUGGUGGUGGCAUUUCUGGCCACAAAGCCGGGCAGCAUGAUGAGGAAAUGGCUGGGAAAGAGUUUGGCUGUCUCUAUUGUCCUGUCAUGUUCUGGGGUUCAGGUGGGCAUCUGCCUUGUAUGGCUAGGAAUUUCUCCUGCAUUCCCAGAUUUUGACCUGCAUUCCCAACCAGGACAGAUCAUCCUGCAGUGUAAUGAAGGCUCAGUUACCAUGUUCUACACUGCCCUUGGCUACAUGGCGUUUCUGGCUACCAUCUGCUUCAUGGUGGCUUUUCUAGCCAGAAAACUCCCAGGGACCUUCAAUGAAGCCAAGUGGAUCACCUUCAGCAUGCUGGUUUUCUGCAGUGUUUGGAUCUCCUUUGUCCCCACUUACCUGAGCACCAAAGGGAAAUAUAUGGUGGCCGUGCAGAUCUUCUCCAUCCUGGCCUCCAGCCUGGGCUUACUGGGCUGCAUCUUUAUCCCCAAAUGCUACAUCAUUAUUCUGAGACCUGAUAUGAACACUAAGGAGCAUCUAAUGAUGAAAAGCUAUGUGGGCUCCUGAUUUUAGAAGCUAUUUUUGUAUAGGCUGCAGGUAUAAAAUAUUAUGUCUUGUAAAGUAAUCUCCUUUUCGGGUGUUUUAAACAAUCUUUGUCCAUCAAUGUGAGUGCUGAGUUAUA